AUGACAAGCGAGACGAGCCAAAUCUUGGGACACAAAGCCACGGAUGAGGCAUGGGGCGGUGAGGUCCUGGGCGCGCACGCUGCUGUGCUUCGGGUACAGCAGCUGCGCCAGGCUUUUCGCGAGGGCCGCGCGAACGCUGCUGCUCAAGCUGCAGGUUCCAUGCCCAGGACUGGCAUGUCUCCGCAACUGCAUCCCACCAGACCCCGGCAAGUUCCGCCACCCAACCCUUGGCGAACAGCUGCGCCCUCCCAAGCAGCGCAAGAAAUCAUCCUUACAGCGUCCAACUGGGUUCCAGCCGUGCAAGCCGAAAAAACAGUUGGAGAUGGCAUUUUGGCCCGCGGAGCGCCGGCGCCGGUAGAGUCGUUGCGGCAGCAGUGGCGAGAGCAGCAGCGACGGCAUCGGAUGAUAUCUCGCACGGAGCAGCAACAGCAGCAACAAAGCAAACAAACGGUGCCGGAUGGCGGAUGGCACGGCACGUCCAGUCAAUCCACUAGCUGGGAUGCGAAUUUGCAGCGUGCCAUAUGGGGCUUUAAGAGGAGCCCUAGGGCAGCGACCGCUACGGCAUCGGUUGCCGCACCUUCGCAUCCGCUUUCCACCGUUACGUUGUACGGCUACGCGGAGCGGACCCCGUUCGGGACGCCCCCACCUCCUUCCUCUGCACCUUAUACCAGCGGCGCCGCAAGCGGCGCUGCUGAUGCCGCCAGUACGACGGCGGCAGCCGUUGCUGCGGCAGCCGCCAACCUUUCAACUCUUCUUUCAACCGCGUCUUCGGCCUUCAACACGCGCCAUCACGGCACAGCCCCCGCCGGCCGCCAACAGUCCUCACCACCACGACCACCAUCACGCAAACCGAUUUACGCACCCGACCCAGAUCCGGCCCUAACCAACCGACUACCGUUAUUUCGAAAUACGACAAACAUACCGCCGCCACAACCUCGGCCCCAGCGGAGAUCACGAGCCGCAGAUGCCGCAGCCAUGCAUCGCCCAGAAAGAGCCCGUGGCAACGGCUCCGCCGCCGCCAAUAACGUUGUUGGGCCGUUCACUAGCGGCGUCUGCGCCGCCAACCCCGCUGCCGUCGCCACCACCACAGACAGCAUGGAGGGUGCCGGUGGUGGCGGCGGCAGCAUACUCGACAGGGAUGGUGCCGCCGCCGCAGGCCCUGCUGCCGGAAGCGCUCCCGCUACUCUACAGCAGAAGGUGCGUACGGCGGGUUGGCGCAGGACCAGCGGCGGCAUCGGUGGGCGAGAUCAGGCCACCGCAGGCGCCUCCGCCGUCUCAGCCGCAGCCGCCGGCAGCAACGGCGCUUGGGCGGGACGGUUGUUGUACGAUAUGGCCGAGCAAGCCGAUGUGCAUUUACCGGAUAUGGGUUCAAUCCGUCCGCGGGCGGCGAUGGCGGUGAUGGGUCGCAGCAAGCGUGGCCUGGACGAGCACUCACUGCCACUGGACGAGAGGGCCCCCCUGGAGGUGCGCAACACUCUCCGCAAGCGGGCACCGUCAGCAUCCUUCGCCGCGCAGCCGUACAGGCCGUACUCCACGGCCGCCGACCGCGUCUUGGCAGCUGCCACCCUCGCGAGCACCCGCGGCUCAACUGGCAGCGGCUUCGGAGCGGAUUGGAAGCAACAUCGGGAGCCAGCGGCGCCGCUCACCGACUCCCCGGAGAAGGGACCCUUGUCUGGUCGGCUUUCUGACCGCCGAAGCUUACCCCGCGGCGGUAGGGCACACCAGGACCAGGAGCAGCACCAGCACCAGCUCCAGCACCAGGGAGUGUCUGGUAGCGGCCCCGGUGGUCUUGGUGACGGCUUGGGGGCGGCCCGAGCAGGGACGGAGACGGGGUUCGGGGCUGCAGGGUCGCAGACAACGGCGGAGCCGUUCCGGGCGGCCCCAUGUGUGGUAUUCAGCCGGGCUGCUAGGUUUGCGCAACCGGGCUACGGUGCGGCAGCAGCAGUAGCAGCAGCGGCGGCGGCGGCGGCGGCGACGACAGGUCGCGGGGCAGGCGGUGACGCAGCGCAGGGUGCCAGUGACAUGCCGGCGGAGCGGCAAGAGCUGGGGGAGCUCAGCAGGAAGCGGUGGAGUACCACUUGGGGUGACGCGACGGCGACGACGACAACGGCGGCGGGUGGCGGUGGUGUUGGUGGCUUCACCGAGGGCGGCGGGGUGGAAUCUGGCAGGGGCCCGGUGGCAGCCGUCACCACCGCCGCUGCCGCCACUGCUGUUUCCUCUUCCAUGGCACCGCUAAAACUGGACGCGGCCUACCGCGCAGUGCUGCCCCGUGUGUCUUGCGCCGUCAUCUCCGCAACCAGCCGACGCCUGGACUGGCUGCCUUCUCCCGCUGCCGCCACAGCCACCGCCGCUGCCACGGCAUUCGCAUCCGCGUCACAGCAGCCAGAGCAACGGCAGUCGCGAAGUGGCCGCAGCCCGUCACUGCUGUCGCGGAGCUUGACGGCGCCACGACACGACGGCCAGGCCCGUCGGUCGCUAUCAGCGCCUUCUAAGAUGCGACGGGUUGACCGGGAGCGGCUUGGGAAGAGGCAGAAGUUGAUUCAGGCCAGUCGUCAGGCAGGGGAUGGCGCCGACGCCGACAUAGCUUCGCGGACCUGCGAGCCGCAGCAGCCUUCCCGUCCUCACAGCAUCGGUCGUGGACAGCAUCGGUCGCGGCGGCUGCAUCGGAGCGCGUCCGCAGGCCGCGGCCCUAGCACCAUUUCGCCGGCGGUCAAGGUUGCUGCUGCCAAGGACGAAGCAGACUCGGAAUCAGCCGGGCAAUCGGAAUGCAUGGAGGACCCCGGCACGGAUCCGGCCGCCGCCGGUGGCCGGCAGUCCUCAGGCGACAACCGGGAAACAGUACUGGACGAGGAGCCGUGGAGCCGCCGCCGCCUCUGCCGCCGCCGGCACCAGAAGCAUCCCCUGGAGCCCAUGGCCCCGCUUGAGAAAUUGGCACAUGCGGUGGCUGCUGUGCGGCCCCGUGUGCCAGUGGCGCGGUUUGCGACUCGGAGCGUGGCGGCGGACAUGAGGCGUGAGCUGCAGGAGCGCCGCCAUCGGCAGCUGCAGAAGGCACGGCAGCUGGAGGAGCAGCUCCGGAACCAAACCGUGGACCAGCUUUGGCCGGCCGUGGCGGCAGCACAGCGCCGAGAGCGCCUGCAGGCGCUGGCAAGGCGCCGCCUAGAUCCCGGCCCCGGCCCUGGCCCUGGCCCCGGCGGCGAAGGCAGCGAUGGUGGGGGGCACAAUAACAGCAGCAAUUCGUGCGCUGCCAGCGGCGGCGACGAUAACAACGCGUCGCAGGCGGGGCAGCAGCAGCGGCAGGAGGGGCAGCGCGCCGGCGCCGAGUCGCUAUACGUACGGGAUGCCGCAUCACCCCCCUUGGCACGCGAGCCGGGUGCAGAUCAAGGGGCAGUGAGCACGGACACCCAUCCUGGCUUGUUCGAGGGUGACGUCCGGCGGGUGGCCUCACCUUCCGUUGCCGCCAGAAGAAGUCCGCGUAGCCCCAGUGCCAGUAGCACCUCAAGGGCCCGAGUCGACUUGGACAGCAAGACGCCGUCACCCCCGCCGUCACCCCCGGCGCCGCCGCCGCCGUCCACAACAGCAGUUUCGACCCCACGAUGGAGUGGUAUUACCGUAAGAGUAGCCUUCCCUGUCACCUUCAGCAGCCCGGAACGGCCGCUACCGCACUUCCUGGCCGCCACUCGUCGUACUCUGUCCAACCUCCUGGCUCUCGCCAGCCCGCACCCGGCGGCAGAGGCAGCGACGACGGCGACAGCGGCGGAGGCGGCAGCUCUGGCACCACCACUGCCCCCUUCGACUCAAUCAGAGCCAACCGGCGACCGUUCGGGCAAGCAGGAACCUCAUCCGCUGGCGCAGGUGCAGGUGCAUCAGCAGGUGGUCUACAAGGGAACGGCUGCUGCUGCGGCCGCGGGCCCCGACCCGUGGGUCGCUGUGCCGGGCACGACACUGACGCCGUCCUAUACCCUCGUCGAGAAGCGCGCGCCCGCCGUCUCCUUCAGUCCCGUACGGCAGCGGCCACACUCCCAGCCGCGCUACAGUCGUGAUCCGGGUCCCGGCCACUACGACCCGGGGGUAGCGGACGGCGCAAUAUCACGCCUGGCCCGCAGCCCCGCGGCCGUCUUUGGUACAGCAAGACGAAGCGCAGCGGAUCCGUACGACAGCCCCACACGGCGCGAUGGUGCCGCCGCCGCGCCGACCCCAUCCGUGCAGAUAUCCGAUGACAAUGGCCGUCUCUUGGAGCGCAUACCCGGACCCAGCGACCCGUGGUUCAUUGAUCUGGCCAUUCGACCUCGCCGACCCGCCUGGGGCUUCUCAGCCCUGGGGCAUGAGCAACCGGCGCAGAGACCCGUGGGUCGCUACCUGCUGGACCUGCGGCCAGUCUACGACCUGGUGCAGCGCCGAGUGAUGGGUGUACCGGACUUCACUCACACGCCCGAGCGCACCGCGGGAGAGGCGGCGCGCCUCAAGAAGCUGCGGCGGCAACCAGGUAUAGGCGAGUACGACGUGGAGAUGGCUUGGUCGUACCUGUGCCGCAGGGCGCCACAGGUUCUGAUGCAUUUGGCGGCACCCAGGUGGCGCGACGAAGCUGCAGGACCGCGCGAGCCCGGUGAAGGCGACGACGGCUCGCCUCGUGACGAUGUUGAAGGCGGCGACGGCGACGCCGCUGUACGGCAGCGGCGCCAGGCCCUCCUGGAGCUCUCGCAGGCGUUGGACUACAUCCGGCCGCGGCCGCCGGCCUGGACCUUCGCGCCUGUCGUACGAGCGGUGCGUCGCGACGUCGGGUCAGAUGACCCGCGGGUCCGCGGUGUGGGCUUCGGUCCGCUGCUGUCCUGGGAUGUCGACCUGACGCUGGUUCGGCGCCGGCUCCCUGGAGCGCUACCGUUCGGAGCUGGGCCGUCGCGGCGGCAGGGCUUGACGCUGCUGGACUCCAGGGCACUGGCGGCUGUACGGCACCUGGGUCCCGGCUUCUACGAGGCCGAGCUGGCGUGGCGGGCAGUGCAGCCCCUCCCUCGAGCCGCGGACUUUGGCCUCAGCCCCGGGCAUGUGUUGGGAAUCGGUGAGCUGCCGCAGCCGGACGACGGCGGUGAGCUGCCGUACGGUACCCGCCUGACGCUGGACGCCGCUGCAGCCAAGGACGCAACGCUGCGCCGCCGCGACCGCGGAGCAGCGGCUGUCAUGGCACUGGCCCUCGGUCGGGAGGAAGCUCUCCCGGUCGACCCCGCGUACGACCAUCGUACGGCGCAUCUUCCUUUGCCCGACCCCAAUCUGGACCUGCCUACCCGGCCCCGUGUGCGCAACGUGGUAUUGGAGGGCGGUCCUGGCCACCAGCCGCUAGCUCCGGAACCAUCGACCCAUGGGAUGCUCCGGGGCCCCGGCGCCUACUUCCCUGCCGACGCGGAGCAGGCGCUGGCUGUGGUGGGGGCUACAGCUCGGGUGGUGGACUUUGGGCGGGGUCCCGAGAGGAGGGGGCUGCUGGUGGGGCCGGGUAGCACGAGCCCGGAGAAGGUGUUGGAGGGCAACCGGCUAGUCCUGUCCCCACACACAGCCCUGGACUACGUGCGGCCGAGGCCCCCGGCGGCACUCAUCCAACCGCCGCAUGACGAUGCCGCACCGUACGACCUGCCGUACCUCCACGCUGUGUACGAUGUGCAGCCCGGGUUUGGCUUGUUGCUGCGGCGCGCCCCGGGGCAGCCCAAUUUCGGCACCCAGCCGGGCCGCGAUCCCCCACUAGCCUGGCCUGCCGGAAUCGACCCGGCGGCUCCGCUGUACGGCAGGGCGGUUGGGUGGUUGGGCCCGGAGGAUAUUGCGCUGACUCAGCUGGCUGGGUUUCGGAGGGCGCCCGGUGCGCCGGACUUUACCCGCAUGCUGUCCAGGACGUCGCCUGGGGGUAAAGUCGAUUACGACGGCCAGCGCCUUUUGGAUCUGGAUCCCUACAGCGCCAGAGACCGCCUCCGCUGGCAGCCCCCCCGGCCGCCCAACCUGGCUCUGGGUCGUGGUCAUGGGGACCCGACAGCAGUGGAGGGCCCGGAUCGCGACCUCACCGCCUGGCUCAACUACCGGCCCAGGUGGGAGGUCGUACGUCGCAACCUGGUGGCGCAGCUUGCGGUGCCGCUGUCGCGCCAGAUCGGUCGGGAACAGGCGCUCAAGGGAGACCCACGGGUCGGCGACAAUGCCACCGGGGACCUGGACGGCGGGGUCUACCGCACACGGUACCGCCUGGUAUGGCGCUCCGCACCCGCCAUCGACUUCGGCCGGGGUGCUGGGCCCGGUCUGCGCACCGGUCUGGCCCCGGGGGCCCUCCCGACGGACCCCGAUGCGGGCAAUGUGCUGAUGCUGGAGCCGCGACUGCCCACCGGCUGGCGGCCGCCACGUCAUUCGGCCGCCAGCCCCACUCGGCAGCCGUUCGGAAGGGGCGAGGGGCGCUGGGAGCGACCGGGUGCGGAUCCCGCAUAUCGCUUCCUGUCUGCGGUAGGCGACGAGGGCCCCGCGCUGUACCUGCGUUUCUCAGCGGACGACCUGGCAGUGCUGAGGCGCAGGGCCACCGCCGCCAACGCGCCUGCCGCCCCCUGGGGCUGGAUGACGUCGCAGCGGGACGCGCAGGUGAUGCAACCCGGCCCCGGCCGGCCGCCCCGGCGCCGCCUUCCCUCCCCCGCCGCCUCCCGGAUAGCCACUCAGCUGGUGCAGCAGCUGCCACCGCCCAACUCCGAGUUAGAGAUCCUCAAGAACCAGCCGCCCAGCGACCCGAGGGUGGGUUAG
Molecule: messenger RNA, 6753 nt
Organism: Volvox carteri f. nagariensis
Lineage: Eukaryota; Viridiplantae; Chlorophyta; Chlorophyceae; Chlamydomonadales; Volvocaceae
Exons: 21
Coding region: 1-6753 (2250 amino acids)
Source: RefSeq, a predicted model, not a curated record